Messenger RNA from Vairimorpha ceranae, 2613 nucleotides. RefSeq lists its product as hypothetical. The transcript has a single exon. NCBI's taxonomy places the organism in Eukaryota, Fungi, Microsporidia, Nosematidae. The coding region runs from base 1 to 2613 and encodes 870 amino acids. The record is from RefSeq and is a predicted model, not a curated record.
AUGAUUUUAGAGCAACUUAAAAAAAUUAAAAAAACAUCCUCUUUUUCCAAAAAAUACUCAAACUCAGAAGACUUGGAUUUAGAAUCACUUUUAGAUCUUAUUCCUGAUUGUAUAAAAAACACAAAAUAUCUUUCAUCUUCUUCUUUACACUUCGAUCGUCUUCGUUUAACGACGAUUGAAGAAUUGAAAUUUAACAAAAAAUUUAAGAGCUGGUUAAUGUCAUUAGUAAUCUAUGGACAUAAAGAAGAAUUUGGUUUUUUAUUAGAUUUUUUGAUUAGAAAAUAUCAUGUUUAUAAAUAUAAUCAAAAAGAACUUAUUUUUAUUACAUUGCCUUAUCCUAAAUAUUACACUAAUAUUCUUAGUAAAUUUGAUUUCUUAAGGAGUCAAAAUUCAUUUAGUACUCAGUUUUAUGCUGAAUGCUGUGCUAAAUAUAUCGAUUUUUUUUAUAUGGUUGUUGAUUAUUUUGAUUUCUAUGAACAUUUAAAAGAUUUUUUAAAUGAACUAAUCGAACAUUUUUUGAUAAAAAAUUUAAAUUUUGUGCAUAAAUAUGAAGGACCAUUAAAUGAUAUUAUUGAAAAAAUUAACAAUGAUGAAAAUCAGUUAGUUGUAAAAAUUAAAUCGGCUUUAGAAGGUAAAUUAACUUUUAGUAAGAAACUUAUUACAGAUGUUGAUGUUUUAAUGACCAUUGAUACAAAUACUACUUGUUUUAAACAGAAUUCAAGUAGGGAACUUUUAAAAAAUUUACAAAAAUUAGAAGAUUAUUUUUGUUGGUUAAAAAACAACAAACUUGAAGAUAUAAAUUUUACACGGGCAGAAUAUGAAAUUUUGCAUUUUAUUUUUUUUAAUAAUGAAGAUUUUUUUUUAGAAGAUGACUUUUCAUUUUACAAAGAUCUAGCUGAAAAAAUUGAGCCUAAAGAAAGAUUAUAUAAAAUUUUAUAUCCUAAAUUCAAAGAAGAAAUUAAAAAUAUUAGCAGGCAGAUUUAUAACUUUUUUGAUAAAGAAACCAUGAUGUGUAUUUUAAAUGAAUUUAAUUAUAAAGAUUUACACAUUAAAGAUAAAGAUAUUUUAAUUAUAUGUUUAAAUUUUAUUACUUUUGAACCGAAUGUUUUUUGUGAAGUAAUACUUAGCAUCCAAGAACUAGAAGAAUUAUGUAAACAAAAUUAUAAUAAGAUUUUUAUGACAAAUCUUAAAUAUUAUUGUGAAUUUCAUAAUUUGUAUGUUGAUUAUCUUUUUAAGGAACAGAAUGUUUAUAAGUCUCUUGCAGAAUUUGCAAUUGAGGAUUGUAUUGACAUUGAUUUAAUUCUUUUUCAUUUUAAUAAAGAUAAUAAUAUUAUUGAAAGAAUUAACAAUUUUUCUGUUUUAAAAGAGUUGUGCGAUAAAUUGGGAUACGAAUCGGUUUUAAAGAAUCGCAAUUUAGAAUUUAUUUUAAAAUUUUGUAAAUUUUUUAAUUUUAAUCUUAAUUUUUGUAGUUAUAUGCUUAAUAGAUUUGAAGUAGAAGAUAUUAUACCUGUUUUAAAAGAUAAUGCACAAUUUUUAAUACAUUUUUUGGAUAAACCAUAUUAUAAAAAGCUGAAAAUUAUUAUUAAUGAGUUUUGUGCUACAGAAUCUAAAUGCAAAUAUAUUAUAAACACAAUUUUAAAUGAUAUAAAAUUAAUUCAAAACAACUUAGAUUUAAUUUAUCUGUACAAACCAGAAUAUGAAUUUAUAAAUAACUUUAAAGAUCAAAUUCUUGAUAGUUGUUUUUCUAAUUUAGAUAUUAUGGAUUAUUUAAUUUCUUUUACUGAUUAUGACGAUAUAAGAAUUAUAAACAAGGUUAGUUUAGAUUUUAUUAAACAACAAAAAAAAUCUAUUCUUGUCCUAUUUAAGAAAUACGGAAAUGUAAUGAUUCCAUUUAUUGAUGAUUUUAUUAAGUUGUUUGAUUACACAUCUUUCAAAAAAGACUUAUCACUAAUAAAUAUAAGUCAUAAUAUACUUAUUAAAAGUAUAUGUAAACAUAAUAAAAUGACGGAUUAUGAUUACUUGUUAGUAUAUUUGUUAAAAACGUACAAAGAUAUUAACAUUGAAUUGUUUCCAGGCCCUGAAAAUCUUAGCCAUAAUUUGAUUUAUAAUAUAAUUAAGUAUAAAUUUGUUAAUGAGAUAAACUUUGAUUGCACAAAUUUACUAGAAUAUAUUUAUCUUAAUAACUUAAUUUUGUUUAUGAAACUAACAAAAUUCUUUACAAUUGAUUACAAAAAUAUUUAUUUCAAUAAAUUGCUUUAUGCAAAAAAAUACGAAAUGAUUAAUAAACAUUUUGUUCAUUUUAAUUUGGAUAGUGAAGAUAUUCUAUAUACAUUUUUAUCUGACUAUUUUAGUGGUGAAGAUAUUGCAAAUGAAUUUAGUAUUGUUAGUAAUAAUAGUAAAGACAUAAAAAAAUUAACUAAAUCUAUUUUGUUCUUUUUAGAUAGUAGCACAAUUAGAGCGCUUACUUUGAUUUCUAAAUGUCUUGAUAAUCAUAAGAAUUACGAAUCGUGUCAUAAAGAUAUUUACGAAUCAAUACUUUUAUUUUUAGACAGUAGAGACGAAGAAAUUCGAAGUUUAAGUCGAUUGAUAUAUGAUAAAUUAAUAAUUAAAUAA